AAUAACAAACUAAAAACCUAAUAUAAGAUCAAGAACCUAAUAGAAUGAAAAGUAAGGAACAUUCUAUUUCCACAGUGUCUAACUCAAGACAGUUAAGACUGUACUUCUUGGAGAUGGGGGUUAAUUACCCUUACUUCUGAAAGGGGUAAAACAGAAAAUUACAUAUAGGCACUCUAAUUGUCUUAGGUGAUAUACCUAUUAGUUUAGUUUGUUAGGAUGGUUCACCCUUGUGUGUGACAAAUGGCAUGUUGAAGCAUAGGGCUGGGGGACCUGUAGCCUUCCAGUUGGUGUUGAAUGCAGAUUUCAUUGUCCCUCAUCCUGGACUUGCCUGCUGAGACUGAUGGGAGUUGAAAUCCAAGAACUACUGCAGGGCUGCAGUUCCCCACCCUUGCUAAAGCAUUUGAUAAACAGUGGUCCUUUGUGUUGGAUGUAGGGAGGGAGUAACAUUUGCACGAUUUUCACAAAUGUUCUAUACAAACCAAAAUAAUUUAAGGGAAAAGGGAGUAAUGCUUAACUGUUCCCCAUGUGUGAAAAAGCAUACAUGUCCAUUUGGAACUUCAUAGAAUGCACAGCAAUUUGGAGAACAGGAACCCUGUUGGUGAUAUGUGCUUACAUAAUCUGAAGUUAUGUGAGUAUAAAUUAAUCAUGCAAGGAAGUAUUUAGUACUUCCUUAUAUAGUACUUUCCCCUAUGUGCAAAGCGGUGCUACAGUGCCUAGCUCAUGCCCCCCUGAGAUCCUGGAGGGCAACAUCUGCUUUUUACUCCCAGCUGCAAAAUGGCAGCUAGACACUGCACCAACCAUCUCAUGCCCUCCUCCAGUCACUAAGUGACUGGGGGAGCCCCAUGUAAGUGCUGAGAUGUUGCCUUUGCAUGCACUGUAGAAGAGAAGUCCCAUGUUCUUACACUUACAGGCUCAUACUUGAUUGUAGCCUUUGGAUGGAGAAUAUUUGAGUGAGAAAAGGGUUCUUUAGCCCUUCCCUUUGCCACUGUCCUGUUCAAAACGAGCCUCCUAUAUAUGGGAUGCAAGCCCUUUUACAUACAUUUUCAUGUAACAGUUAAUGAUCCCAUCACACAUGGCAAGCAGGCAUUUGUGUGAGUCACAGAAACCAAAGAGCCCCCCCCCCCCCCAAAAAAAAAAGGUUAGGGCUUUUCCUGAGAGCCUAGGUUUGGCGUGCCUUUCCCCUGUUUCCAUCUGCUUAUUCCAAACAAAGUCAUGGCAUGAUACUUCAAAGGAAGCUGCUGGAACAAACAGCCCACAGUUAAUUUCUAGCUUUCAGUUGUUUGCUAGCUGGUGGAUGACACAUAACAUCAUCUGAGCUAUUUAAAUCACAGCAUAAGCACAGCAGAUAUUGUUUCGGAGGCUUUUAAUUGCAAUGUUUAUGUUUUGCAAUGUGUCGGUUCCUGUUGCCUUUAAGUAAGACUGAAUGAUCUAAUCACUGUCUCCUAAAUGAAUUUCUAUUAGCUCCAUUAGAAUAACCCUGUAAUUAAAUGCACACACAUAUGCAGGCUGAGAAGGAGCAGGCAGUACUAUCUGCUAAAUAAGUCUUAACAAAAUCAUAUGGUGGGUGGAAACAUUUGCAUCAGUGAAUUCCUUGCUAGAUGAUCUUGAAAAAAACGAUGGAUGUUUAUAGGAGAGAGAUCAUGUACUACCAGCAGGCCAUUAUGAAGACUAGAGUAAAAUCCUCUGUCUCUCUGGGAGCAAUGGUGAAGUACUGUGACCAGUUCUGCUCCAAUGACCCCAUAAUUUCGGGAUGCCUCCCCAGUAACCCCUGGGAAUCAGAUGAUGUUGAUUUUUGGGAGCUCAAUGCAAAGCUGGUGGAAAUCCCCACCAAAGCACGAGUGGAGAGAUGGGCCUUGAAUUUUAGUGAGCUGAUGCGGGAUCCCAAAGGCCGCCAGAACUUCCAGCUGUUCCUGAAGAAAGAGUUUAGUGGGGAGAAUUUGGGUUUUUGGGAAGCUUGUGAAGAUCUAAAAUAUGGAGACCAAUCUAAGGUGAAAGAGAAAGCAGAAGAAAUUUACAAAACCUUUCUGGCACCAGGAGCAAGACGCUGGAUCAAUAUUGAUGGUACUACUAUGGGCAUCACAGUCAGAGGCCUCAAACACCCACAUCGUUAUGUCUUAGAUGCUGCACAGACUCACAUUUAUAUGCUGAUGAAAAAGGAUUCUUAUGGUCGCUAUUUAAAGUCUCCAGUAUACAAAGAAAUGUUGUCCAAGGCAAUUGUACCACAAGAAGCCGUGAAAAAAAGCUCCAAUAAUCCAUUUGCUCGCAAACACCUCCGCUCCAGCCCCAGCCCAGUCAUCUUGAAGCAACUGGAGGAGGAAGCCAAGGCUAAAGAAGCAGCGACCGUUGUGGACAUCACCCAGAAACAGGCUGGAAGAACAAACCUGCCUCCAGCUAAUAGAGUUUUGCAAGCACCCAUAUCAAAGCUAUGCCAGUUUACUACUCCAGUUCGCCAUCUGGUUGUUUACACUGGUACUUCUGAUCCUCCAGGCCCUUCCAAUAUUCUUCCUUCCUCCUGUUGUUCUCUGAGUGAUCAUCCUCUCCAAAGCCCUGGGCAUAUCACUCUGCCAAACAGCACUAACUACCUAUCAUCUCUUACUGUAGCUGAAAACAGCACUUAUGGCAUGGAUAGGGUCUGGGAUGCCAAUGGGACUAGCUGCAGUCCUUUUCCUUCCAUUAUAGAAAACAAUGAGAUCUCCAUGGAUUCUGAAUCAGGAACAUGCUACACCUCCCAGGAUGCUAUGAGUGGUGAGACCAAGCUGCUGCCCAAGUCCCGGAUGACCUUGUCCCUCAGCAGGUUCUUGAAAAGAGGUUACUUGAACUCACCAGUCUUUGCAACAUUCUCACCCAAGUGUCCUGCAGUGACUCACAGGAAGGUGCAGCCACUAGAUGGUCUGAGCCAACCGCUGCAACAGAAAUCCAAGAGAGUAUCCAACUUCUUCCAAAUAAAAGUGGACAUUCCUCUGGAGAGUAAAAUCUAUCCUAUAGACUUGGAUGAGGAAGAAGAGAAUGGCCACUGGGCUUACAAAGACUCUGCAAAAGAAGUGAUCUGCCCAUGGGAGAAGCUGACAGAAGAAGGGAAAGCUGGAUAAUAAGGAGCCUUUGAGACUCUUAGGAUGUGACCUACUUAAAAAUGACUAUUUUUUCUUGCCCCCGAAUCAGCAGGUAUAAUCACCUAUAGUUGGACUGAUGAAUCAUGCUGUUGAAAGGAGUGCAUUGGAAUAAUAAAUGAGAAUCAUCCAGCAUCAAACCAUGUGGGUUAUAAAUAAUGAUCUCAGAUACUGUAUAUGUUUUUCAAAAUUCAAAAAAUGUAAGAUAUCUCUUGGCCUGUUUCCUUUUUUGUCUUUGGAAUUCAGCCCUCUCACUUACUGGUUUCUUUGUAAUUCUUUAAGUACAUUAAUUAUAUACUUGAAAAAUUAUAUACUAGAAGACUCUUUCUUGCCUGGUUAGUUUUUGAAACUCUUUUAUUUUGUAUUUGCAUUUACUAUGUUUGCUCAUGUUUUAGAAAACCAGAAGAUUUCAAAUGUGUUUUCAAGUAGUCUCCUAGUUAUGUGCUGAUCAGGUUAACAUCUUCCUUAAUACUUUACCAAUACAACAGCAUCAAGUGGUGUUUGA
Molecule: messenger RNA, 3612 nt
Organism: Sceloporus undulatus (fence lizard)
Lineage: Eukaryota; Metazoa; Chordata; Lepidosauria; Squamata; Phrynosomatidae
Gene: RGS9
Product: regulator of G protein signaling 9
Exons: 12
Coding region: 1599-3089 (496 amino acids)
Biological process (GO): G protein-coupled receptor signaling pathway; regulation of G protein-coupled receptor signaling pathway
Source: RefSeq, a predicted model, not a curated record